CAAAACCGGACCAGUCUGAGACAAGAACAAUGGCGAUCGAAACAUAUCGCCUAGUGAAAACAAACAACUGAGAAAUGCAAUUUUGAGUUAAGGUUACCACCACCAUAAUGGACCGGGAGUUGAUGUCGGUUGCAGGUGACAAUGUAGUACCAUGGCAACCUGAGCUGACAGAGCGGAAGACUGAGGCUGGUGAAGGUGUGUCCGGGACCCCCUUGACCCACAUUGCCACUGAGUCUAGGGAGUUGGCCCCUACCAGCCCACAGCUCCUGGAAGUGUGUGCAGAGGCCGUGGUGCAGGGAUCUCUUGCAGACCUGGACAGUGCCUCGGCUGUAACUGGUCAGGUCUGGGUCUCCCCAUCACCGGUUGUCAUGGAAACUAACAAUCACCCCAUCACACAUACUAGUUUUUCCCCAAUGGUGCAAGGCCCUGUGACUUACUGUGAUGACACAGUGGCAACCGAGGUACCCAACCUCCUCCCAUCAAGACCUGCAGGGGCCUACCUAGAGGAACCGGUUGACAUGGCAACCAACUUUCGCACCUACAUGAGCCACCUGUCUCAGCUGAGUCCCGACCAGGAUGGUUCCAGGCAACCCUUGUACAGCCCGAGUGCAGGGCCAAGCAGAAUGGGAACCGGUAAUAUGGUGGAAACGUGGCCAGAUGUUGAUAUGUAUUCUUCUGAAAGCGAUGGAGAAGAGUAUCUCUGUUCCAUGCCACAGCGCCGGCCACAUGUUCACGGGGAGGGGCGGGUUUGCAGCAUUCACGGACACGGGCAUGUGCGGCGUAACCCACACUUCCCCUAUGAGUCAUUCGGUACCCCUCGUGUGGCUUGGGGUGAGACACCCAGGGAGGCAUGGAGUGAGCAUGCUGAUGAACACCUGUAUGACUCUGCUAACCCUUAUGCAUUGUUCAAUCUGCCCAAAUCUCGACAGCGUGGAAAACGGAAGCAGAACAGUGGGGAGGUCUGCACAUGCAGUGUGAGGCCAAGAGAGCAGCCAUGUGCCGUCAAUGCUGAGACUGGUAUCCCACGGGGGCAGGGGUUUUGUGAGGGGGGGACUUCGCCGGUGCCCAUGGAAGACAGGGUCUCAUGCAAAUACAAGGAGGAUCGAGCAUUUCAUAGCAGUCACGAGAGUGCUGCAGAGCCUGGUAUCAGCUCUGGUCUGAUCGGAAGCAGUGGCGGGCUGGCACACUCCAGAUCUUUGCCUAUCUUUUCCUCGCAGGAAAGCAUGGACACAAUGAGUGAAACUGGUGAAUCGUCAGACACUGAUGUUGACCCGAUGUCUGUAAGUCGAGGGACUUUAUCAAACAACAUUUCUUCAGCGGCUGCAUCGGGCUGCAGUAACGCUGCCAGGUGCUCUAAGUGUCGUUCAGGUUGUGUACAUCAGGGCGCAGACAGCCUGUAUUCCAAGCAACAUAAAGCCCAUGGCUUAGGCUCCCGAAACCAUGAGCAUUCCGGGGUCGUCCGCCCAAAGGCCAUAAAGCUAGAAUCAGGGAGACGGUAUAAAACCCGCGACACUUGCUAUUGCGACCGAGAAAAUGUGAAUGCAGGACGGGCCGGCACUGGAUGCUGCAAGCACUUGCACAGAUCUCACCCUACCUCAGCAGGAUCAAUCAACACACGAGCCAAACACAUUGGUGCCAGAACCGCACCAGAUCAUCAUCCGGGACUUGAGCCGGAAGCAACUGAGGAGACCCGGACAGUUACCCCGGGGUCCCAUAGACACUCUGCUUCCUCAUCAGCCUCUCCGGCCAGCCGGAAAUCUCUGAAAGACAUUCACAAUUCUGUGAUAAAACAGCGCCUGUUCAAUCAGCCCUCUAGAACAGAGCAGAUUGAUCUCACCGGGGGCGAUGCAGACAGUGGUCACCAUGGUGAUGAAAGUGGGACGGUGUCCCCGGUAAUGCCUGAAGUCCACCUUCCGUCUGAUGACAGUGAUAUAGAGGUCGUGAAAAUAGACAGACCCAUUCGAAGGCGUCCUGAUCCAACUAACAGAACCACUGUGGUGGUAGACCUUACAGAGUCAGAAGACUUUGAAGACCAGAGGAUAACCCGAGCUGAUCACCAUGCCAACCCACCUACUGUUACGCCCCAAGUCUCGGACACAGCCCCAGUAAGAACCUGUGUGGAGCGCGAGCCAGUGAUUACGAGUUCUCAGUCCGCAAAGCCGGUUCCCAACCGGUCGUCAUGGUCCCCGCCCACACCUGUUGCUGUGAAAACUAAGCCUAGAGAACAGGAUCCGACUGCCCCCAACAGAUCUGCUGCCUGCCAACAUUAUUCAGCAGUGAAUGAGGCUGUAUGUGCAAGGCACGUACACCAAGGCAGCUGUGGAGAGCGUUCCCACUGUAACAUUGGCAACCCCCCGGGGGUGGGGCCAGACCCCGUACAACCGUGUCACAGUCACGCCCACACACACCCGGGCCAUCACACCGAGCAUGUGCAUGGUCGCCGUGACCAUGUGCAUAGCCACCACAGAGACACGUUGCACAGGAAUCACGUCCCUCAUGACCAUGGUUACCAUGGCAACUGGGCCCCUGGGUACCCCGUCCCCUCACACCCGCUACCUCAACGUGGCAACCAGACACCUAGCAACCAGGCCACUUGCUCAUGUUGUGUUCGUGGUGCGGGUCACAGUCACAGCUACCACAUGCCCCCAACUCCUUCCCGCGGCCCCAUGCCCCCUCACGUGACCCAUGUCCAGUCCUCAAUGCCUGCCCCACCUCACCCACAGCGGGCACACAUUCACCACCACCACUACCAUCCCGCCCCCUUUCAUGUGCCACCCUCCCCGUUUCCACCGGUGACGGCCAUGGCCCACUCGGGACGUCAGCUGGUGCGGCCAAUGCAUCCGGUUCCCCCGCAGGACACACGCAUGCUGGACUUCAUGAGGGCACAGAUGCAGCAUGCUCAGCUUGUGCAGGGAUCCAAUCUACUGCAGAUCCCCCCUCACACGAUGGUAGAGGCCCCAGUGCACCUGCAGCACGCCCAGAGUGCCUGUAACCUGGAUACGGCUCCUCGUCUCCAUGGCAACAUGCAGACUCCAACCUCCAACCCUCACACACAGAAUGUCACUGGGUCUGGACAGCAUCAGCACCUCCACCACCACCUGCACCACUACCACCACGCCAGCGUCCCCCGCCUACACCACUUCACGGCAGCCCUGCCCCCUGGCAUGCACUAUGGCAUGUCCCUCAUGCGUCCAUUCCCGGAUUUCCCGGCCAUGCCUGACUUCACACCACUUCCACCGCCUCACUCCUUUGGCAUGCUGCCAAGGAACAUGCAGAUGAGGAUCCAGCUGGGACGGAUGAUGUUCAACCCUCAUAGACCUCCCACUUAUGAGGAGCUACUGCACCUUGAGGAGAGACUCGGGAACGUGAACCGCGGGGCCAGCCAGGACACCAUUGAGCAAUACACUCUGCCACACAAGUACAAAAAGGUGAAGCGACUAAACGAAGAUGACAAUGACAACAACCACAUGGAGAAAUGCACAAUCUGUCUGUGUGAGUUUGAGGAUGGGGAGGAUGUCAGACGCCUACCGUGCAUGCACCUGUUCCACAUCGUGUGUGUUGACCAGUGGCUGGGAAUGAACAAGAAGUGCCCCAUUUGUCGCGUGGACAUCGAAGUUGGAAGCAAGGAGCAGCCCCUGCCUGAGGGCGUGGCCUGUUGACCCCUCCCACCCUGCCCAUAGCGCAUCUGGCUAUAACCAAGAGCCUUCCAGUGACUUGCAUGGUCAGAUAUGUCUGUUACAAAGAGCCUGACAGUGACCUGUUUUGGUGGAUGUGUCUGAAACCAAGUUCCUCCUGAGUGUUUCAAUAAGCCUAAGGCUAUUGAUGCAAUCUAGCUAAAAUAUACAUGUGUCUUGUUCUGAGAAAUCUGGGCAUAAUGCAUGUGCGUAAAGUGUCGUCCCAGAUUAGCCUGUGCAGUCCGCACAGGCUAAUCAGGGACGACACUUUCUGCUUAAACUUGAUUUUCGGUAAAAAGGGACUUCCUUCAAACUAAAAAUACCAUAAAAGCGGAAAGCGUCGUCCCUGAUUAGCCUGUGUGGACUGCACAGGCUAAUCUGGGACGACACUUUACGCACAAGCAUUAAGCCCAGUUUUCUCAGAACAAGACACAUAUGUUUUAACUAAGUUCCUUUGAAGUGAUAUUUUUUACAGUAAUGGCUUCCAAUAAUCAAGUGUCUGUCCGAUAUCUUUUAUACAGUUACGCCUUUCUGUAAUUAAGUUCCUUUAAAGUAAUUUUUUGGUAGAGUUAAAACUUUCUGUAUACAAGUUCCUUUGAAGCGAUAUUUGGUAAAGUUAAAACUUUCUGUAGCCAAGUUCCUUUGAAGCGAUCUUUGGUAGAAUAAAACUUUUCUGUAACCAAGUUCCUUUGAAGUGUUAUUUGGUACAGAUCAGACUUUCUGUAACUUUGUUCGUAGCGUUAACAUUUGUUUACAAGUCUGCAUCUAACAAUGUUCUGUUUAGUGAUCUCCAGUGUUUUUACUGAAUGUGGCAUUUUGUAUUUUAAUGAAUUAUGGUAUAAAGCAUUUUUUUCAAGAGAAGAACUAAACUAGCUCAGUGGUUGUUAAAGAAAAAAUUGUCUGAUGACUCCAGAUAUUUGUUAGUGUUCAUGUUAUUAAGUGUUAGUCAUUAUUUAUAUAACUGGAGUUAAGUAGUAUUUACACAUAUUGUUCUGUAUUGUUCAUAUAUUUAAGAAUGUAUAGUUUCCCGAGAAUUUCACUCCAAUCAUGUCUGUUUUAUAGAUAUUUUUGCUGUUUUAUACAGAAUUAGUUAAAGUUUGUCUGUGGGCAAUGCAUGUAAUGUAAAAUCAUGACACUUUAAAACCUAAAACCUAGUCUGUUUACACAAUUUCUUGAAGAAAACAACACAUAUACAAAAUAUAAGUGUUUAUUUAAUUUUUUGAAAUUCUGUAGAAAAUGUGUUGUUCAUCAUGUCUAUUGUAAAUUGUGUAUAAACCAUUUUAAAUACUGUUCUCACCACAUUCAUGUUCAUGGUUAAAUCUAGUUUUGCAAUUUUAUCUGUGAACUAUGGGGAGACUGGUAUAUAGGACAAUACGGAUACACGUAGUUUAAGUGAGCUUGUACACAUCUUGUUUUGAUUUCAAGUAACAGUAUUUCUUAUAGUUUUCUUAUAGUUUUUUUGUCAUUUUCAUAUAAAGUUUUCCUUAAAAAGGUCCCGGAUUUGGUAGUUUUCUAUGUAUGCUUUCAUAGUCUGGGUUGUUUUCUUUCAUAAUUGUAGACUGUUCUUUAAGCUUUUUAUAAACAUUUUGCCUUGAGAGUCUUUUCGUGCUAGACAAGUGAUCUUAUAUAUAAUUGUAGUCUUUAAAUUGGUAUAUAUCCCUGGACAGUUUGCUCUAGUGUUUCGGGACAGGCUUCUGACAAAUUUUGGAUAGUUUAGUUCAUUAGUUUUAUGUUUCUUACAAUUUAUGGAUUUUUAUGCUCCCCAAAAAUUUAUUUUGGGGGGAGCAUAUAGUCGCCGCUUCGUCUGUCCGUGUGUGCGUCUGUCUGUCUGUCCGUGCACAAUUUUUGUCCGGGCUAUUUCUCAGCAACUAAUGACCGGAAUUCAAUGAAACUUUAUGGGAAGCUUCACUACCAAAAGGAGAUGUGCAUAUUAUCAGCGGGUUCUGGUCGGAUGAUUUUUCACAGAGUUAUGGCCCUUUGAAAUUUUCUAUAAAAAAAUUAAUGUCCCCCCAACUUCUGUGCCCUCAAGACAUUUCCUUUUAUCUGAAUAUAUAGUGCAAUAUUGUGACAAAAAAAAACUUUGGGUAGCAUCACCCGUCUCCGACAGAUUCUUGUUUUCAUUAGUUUUGAAUGUUUUUUUUACAUAAUUGUGUAAAAUGUCAUUUAGGCUUGGAGAGUUGUUUGUGUCUUAGUGGUUUCCAAAUGUGCUGUUCACACACAUCUAGACGCUGUUUUUCAAGUUGGUUUGCUCACCAUUCAGUAUGAAGUAACAAUUUGCAUUAUGUAUACAAUUCAUAAAAGGUGGUUAAAGUAUUUUUGUCCAUUGGUUUGAAUUAACUGGUUGAGUGGUUGCUUUUUAUGUCCCCCACCACUAUAAUGGGGAACAUAUUGUUUUUGCCCUGUCUGUUGCUUUGUUUGUUUGUGCAAACUUUAACAUUUGCCAUAACUUUUGCAAUAUUGAAGAUAGCAACUUCAUAUUUGACAUGCAUGCGUAUCUCAUGGAGCUGCACAUUUUGAGUGGUGAAACGUCAAGGUCAAGGUCAUCCUUAAAUGUCAAAGAUCAAAUAAAUGAGUCAAAAUUGCUUAUUUCAUGUACACUUUUGCAAUAUUGAAGAUAGCAACUUGAUAUUUGUCAUGCAUGUGUAUUUCAUAGAGCUGCACAUUUUGAGUGGUGAAAGGUCAAGGUCAUCCUUCAAGGUCAAAGGUUAAAUAUAUGGGGACAUAGUGUUUCACAAACACAGCUCGUGUUUUUUCUCAGAAAUGUAUAAUCAGUUGUAAUACGGCAAAAUUGUAUAAUAUUUGCUCCUGUUAACAAUGUCAUUGGAUUGUAAAUCUAUGAUAUUACACUGAAAUAUAAGUGUAAACCAACGAUGUUACACUGUAACAGGAAUGUUAACUUAUGAUGAUACCUGGUGAAAUAAGUGUAAACCUAUGAGGUAACACUGUAAAAGGGGUGUAAACCUAUAAGGUAACGCUGUAAAAUGGGUGUAAAUCUAUGAGUUAACACUGUAAAAGGGGUGUAAACCUUUGGUGUUACGCGGGAUUAGCAGUGUUAGCCUGUGAGAAUUCACUGUAUAAUGAGUGUAAACAAACAAUUUUACACUGUAAAAGGAUUGUAAACCUAUGAGGUUACUCUGUUAUUAGAGUGGAAACCUUUGCUCUAACACUGUAAUAGUAGUGUAAACCUUUGCUCUUACACUGUUAUGAGAGUAUACGCUUUUACUCUAACACUGUUAUAGUAGUGUAAACCUUUGCUCUUACACUGUUAUGAGAGUGUAAACCUUUGCUCUUACACUGUAAUAGUAGUGUUAACCUUUGCUCUUACAGUUAUGAGAGUGAAACGCUUUCUCUUACACUGUAAUAGAAGUGAAAACCUUUGCUCUUACGCUGUAAUAGUGAUGACUGAGUGCUAGGAAUACGGGUAUGCAUUUUCCAACAAUUCACUGCAAGUAAAGUAAAGAAGGUGUCUUACUGUAGAAUAUUGCUUGCUUAUAGGAUUCAACUUGUUCGAUUUAUAUGUGACACUGUUAGGCCCAAUACAAAGUAGAAGUCUAUGCUUAUUAUCCUUAAUUAUAUGCAUUAGAAUAAGACAUUCCUUGGAUUUGCAUUUAAUUGAUUGUUUGAAAUUAUCACCAGACUGGUCCUGUUCCCCUUUGACCCUUUUAUGAUACAAGGUCUUUCCAUAAUAAAGGUCUGUGUGAACAUGAUACUGCAUGGAGCUGUCUUACUGCAGUAUUCUCUCGGUGUGUUUGUAGAUAGUGAUGGAAUUCUGUGUUAGGUAUCUAUAACCUUUUGGGUGGCUGUACAUGCAGCUGUGUGGAUUAAUGGUAUCUUUACUAGCUUGUAGUGAGUGUUAUAAUCAUGAAAUAUGUGUAUUCAUUUUUGUCUCAAAAUGUAAUUAAAUCAGUGUAAAUUUCAUGAAAUAAGACAGACGUGUUUAAGUUUUCAAGUUGCUUGGUAAAUAUUUUAAAUAAGCUUAAUAAAAUUGGGUUAUGUCAUAGUCUUAUCCUGUCACAUGCCUUUAAAUCAGUCAUAUAACAAGGUAACCUAAUAACCCAAAAGAUAUUAGGCUAGUUGACCACGUGACCUAGAAUAUCCGUCAGUUGCUCUUCGCGCAUGGGCAUGCCUUUACUAUUUUCUAUUAAUAAAAUAUACUUUUUUCUAUUAAAAAAAUUCCAAAUACAUGUAAAGUAUUGUUUGUUUAAACAUUAUUAUUUAAACAGCAUAAUUUCGUCUUUGUGUAUUGAAUUGAUAACGAUUAACUCGAUUUCUGUGUUGUUUAAUAAGAUGGAAGCUAGCCUAAGCGCUUUGCAUGACGUGACGUCACAAUGAUUAUGUUCGCGCGUGGUUUUUCCCAUAUUAAAUAUUUUAAACACAAAAUACUCGGAAACUAAAUAUUUUAGAAACAUUUCAACAAAUGUUGUAAAUGUGACAGGAUAAAUAGAUAUAUAAUAGGUUCGGCUCACCGGAUAAAUUCCUCCUUGCCAGAUAACCAUUCUCCAUCCACAUCACCAACCUAUUAUUCUCUAUUUAUACGAUUUAGUGUUUGUUGCUUUGCUAGAUAAGAAGAAAUAAUAUUUAUUUUUAUAUAAAUUACAUUGUAUCAUGUUGUCUUUUAUGUAAUUUGUAAUCCUGAAGCCAAAAUUAGUCAUCAAGAUAUGUUGAAAAAAGGGGGAUAGCCCAACCUGGCUUUCUAUAAAGGAGUUGAUACAUUGCUUUUAGUAAUAACAUGUGUUUAAAUAUGUGUGCAAUUUUUCUUGUAUUGAUUUACAUCUGGUAAAAAGUACACAUCUAUAAUCACCUUGUAGUAUUAUUUUAAUUAAUGAACCAGUCGGUACAUGCAUGCUUUCUGUAUAUUUUUCUUAAUUAUGUAUUAAUAAUAGCUAAUUAUUUUUGCACGUAAUUGUAUAAAGCAUAUUUUAACUUUUGUAUUAAUUAAUUAAAUAUUUAUAUUAAACAUAAAAAUGUUGAUGUUGGUGCAGAGCUUUUUUUGAAAGAUUUUUUUUUGUUUUGCCAUACACAUUUACAUUUUUCUGUAUCUUUGCAAAAUACCUGUAACUCUUAUGUUUUGGAAAUCCAAGAACAUAUUAUAUUGUAUGUAUCUUUUGGACUAAAUAUAUAGCAGUACUUUUACAAUUACAGAAAUGUGAAUGUUUAGUCAUUUGCUACAUCCUUUAUUAUUAUUUGCUGUUAACAUGACUGCAUUUUUUUUAAAUCAUCAUUUAGUCAAGGAAAUGUUAAUAAACUUUCCAGGUACUAGUAUUUCAAAUCACAAAAACUGUACUUUCUUUCCUAUUUAUGUAUCUUCUCUUAUUUAGACAAACGCAAAUGUAUCGUUUGCGUUAAUUUAAAAAAAAAUUAAUACAAAUUGUGUUUUUUUGUAGACAUGUGGAUUGCAAUAUUUUAUUUACUGCAUUUCUUUCAUAGAUAUAUUUCUCCUCAUGAAAAAUUCUACUUUAGAUAGGGUAUUACUCACAUAUUGGUAUAAAAUUGUUUACAUAUCAUCUUAUAUUGAUUUUUAUUUGUGUACUAUCUGGGCCAAAACUAAAAUAUAUAUCAAGUUAUUUUUUUUAUAUAUACCCUGCAUGUGCAAAAUUGUUGCUUUGUGUGUACAUUUACUUUUGGCCCAAAUGGUAUGCCGUACAUUUCAAACACUUUAUGGAGGGUUCAGUUGAUCAUGGUUAACAGAGAGCUUCCGUUGUAGCUAGAAAAUGUGUGCUUUUCAUUUUGUAUUUGUUUAUAUCUGGAAUGUAGAGGAUUUAUCUUUAAGAUUAA
Messenger RNA from Dreissena polymorpha, 9449 nucleotides. Its product is annotated as E3 ubiquitin-protein ligase arkadia-A-like. The coding region runs from base 108 to 3659 and encodes 1183 amino acids. Gene Ontology annotation, molecular function: ubiquitin-protein transferase activity. Gene Ontology annotation, biological process: negative regulation of organ growth; protein ubiquitination. The record is from RefSeq and is a predicted model, not a curated record. The transcript has 14 exons. Lineage: Eukaryota; Metazoa; Mollusca; Bivalvia; Myida; Dreissenidae.